Nicotiana attenuata is the source of this 1193-nucleotide messenger RNA. RefSeq lists its product as uncharacterized. The annotation marks the transcript as partial. The record is from RefSeq and is a predicted model, not a curated record. Gene Ontology annotation, molecular function: zinc ion binding. The transcript has 3 exons. NCBI's taxonomy places the organism in Eukaryota, Viridiplantae, Streptophyta, Magnoliopsida, Solanales, Solanaceae.
AUGAUAAGCAACAACGAAGAUGAAAUAAACAUGGAACUUAUACCGAUAACAUCAGAUAGAAUUGAAGAAAUUGCAGAAACUUCUUGUGCUUCUCAGAAAUCAAGAAAAAGAGUGAGGAGAAAGCUGAAAGAAUCUCCACCAUGUAAAAUACUUAGGCACGAUGCGUUGCCUGAGGAAAUAAGAGUCGGAUCAAUUUUUGAGAACAAACAAAACAUGACUAAAUUUUUCUGCAGCUUGGAGAUAAAUCAGAAAGUUGAAUUCACUGCUGUUAGAUCAUGUUCAAAGAGAUACGAGCUGAAAUGCAUUGUGGACAAAUGUGGCUGGAAUGUACGUGCUACCGGAAUAAAAAAUUCCACACUAUUCAGGGUGAUAAAAUAUCAUAACAUCCAUGAAUGCGCGGUUGAUGCAAGAAAAUCAAAUCAGAAGCAUGCUACAUCAAAUUUUAUAAGUGAACAAAUUAUAGAACAUGUUCGAGACAAAAAGAUAGAGGCUACACCAGCCUUUGUAGAAAAUGAAAUGAAAAAGAAAUUUGGAAUUGACAUUAGUUAUCACAAGGCAUGGCGUGCUAUUCAAAAAUCUGUUGCUUGCAUAAGGGGAACACCUGAAGAGAACUACCGGAUUCUUCCUUCAUACCUACACAUGAUGGUGUGCAAAAACCCAGGAACGUACACAAGCAUAAAAAGAGGUGGGCAGAAUAGACCCAUUAUUUCAGUAGAUGCAAUGUCUUUAAAGUCCAAAUAUCGUGGUGUUCUAUUUGUUGUUGUAUCAAAGGAUGCAAACAAUCAAAUCUUUCCUCUAUGUUUUGGUGUAGCGGAAUCAAAAAACAAUGAGGCAUACAUUUGGUUCUUCGGGGAAAUGAGAAAAGCAAUUCAAGUCCGUCUUGAAUUGGUUUUCUUGUCAGAUAGAAAUAAAUCGAUUGCAAAUGGGAUUAAAAAAGUUUUUCCUGAAGCUCACCAUGGUAUCUGCCUCUAUCACUUUGAGAAAAAUUUAAAGCAAAGACAUGCAAAAGCUACGGUGUUCAACCUUGAUUCAAUGUUGUUCAGAAUAAAUAGUGAAGGAAUCGAAUUCAUUGUGGACUUAAACAAGAGAACUUGUGACUGCCUGGAAUUCCAACUUGAUGAAUUGCCCUGUCCACAUGCAAUUGCUGCUAUUAAUAAGAGAUAUAUGCAGAAAUCUGAUUACUGCUCAAAUUG